AUGGCAAACUACUGCUUGAGCAACAUUUACCAAAAUGUCCACUUGGAUUACUGCACGCAAACCGUUUCAAUUUCGAAGUACUGCCAGUGUGGCCAGUUUCCUAUGAUUGCUUCCAUCUUUGCCUUUGCCACCUGUGGAGGUUAUAAAGGCAAAACAGAAAUUCAAGUGAGUUGCCCUCCUACAAUUACUGACAAUAAAACUGUUACAGCUACUUUUGGUUAUCCAUUCAGAUUGAAUCAGGCAUCAUUUGAGUCACAUCCAGUCGUAAAUGCGUGUGAUGUAAAUUGGAAAAGUGAAGUCCUCAUAGGAGAUUACUCCUCUUCUGCACAAUUCUAUGUUACAUUUGCAGUCUUUGUGUUUCUGUACUGCAUUGCUGCCCUUCUGCUUUAUGUUGGCUACACAAACCUGUAUCGGGAUAGUCGUAAACUUCCCAUGAUUGACUUUGUUGUUACAGUUGUUGCCACUUUUUUGUGGUUGGUGAGCACUUCAGCCUGGGCUAAAGCUCUUACAGAUAUUAAGGUAGCUACUGGUCACAGUAUUGUUCAGGAACUUGCGCCUUGUAAGAAGGUGGGAGUGGCAUGUCAUUUUGGCUCUGUGACCAGUAUGGGAUCCCUAAAUGUAUCUGUGAUCUUUGGCUUUCUGAAUCUGAUACUUUGGGGAGGAAAUGCUUGGUUUGUGUACAAGGAGACCAGCUUACACAGUCCAUCAAACACUUCUGCCUCCCAUAGCCAAGGAGGUAUUCCACCUCCUUCCGGAAUAUAAUUAAAGGGAGAAAUACACUGUAUGAAACAUAUGAUGAUACUAUGACAUGUUGCCAACAUCUUGAGAAGCAUUAUUUGUUUCUAAUAAAAGUGAUGGCUUUUUAAAUAAAUUGGUGGGUUUAAAAUUUUGCUGCUUUUUUACAUUAAAGCCUGUGCCUUUCUAGAAAUUUGAGAUGUAAAUGUAUUCUCACAUGUAAAUUUGAAAGUUCAGGGGGCUUGUUAUAAGGUGAUACACAUUUUUAAAUGGUAAUAUUUUCACUAAGCUGUUUGCCUUCCAAAGUGUUUACACCCUAAGCCUUAACAAAUGUGUCUUCACUCAGAAAAGAGUUAUAUUGUUACAUCUUAAUUGGAGGAAAAAAAAACCUUUAUUUGGAAUAUACACUACUGUAAGUUUGAACAGAUCAUAUACCUAAGAACUGUCUUUUCUUAAGAAAACCUUUUAAGUAAGUUGUAUUUAGAAAAAAAAUAUUUAGUUCAAAAUUUUAUCUAACAUUGUUCAUGCUAUGAAAAAUGUUUAAUUGCAAAGACUUGUAUGUUUUAUUUCUAUUUUUUAAAAUGACCUGCUAUACUUAAUAGGUGUACUAAAAUUGUGUUGUGAGCAGGGAUUUGGAAAUUCUUACAGAUGUGUAGUUAGUUAAUUUAGUAAUGAUGUUGCAUGAGGUAGAAGCUUCUAUUAUAUGCUGGUGGCUUAAUAGGCUUGCUGUAUAAAUAGGAAGAACAUGGCUCAGCUAGAUAUUAUGUAUGUAUGGGCAUUACUGUCAGUGAUAUUUGUUUGCUGUCCUUUGUUGCUCAUGCUAUUAAAGCACAGACUGAGUCCUAGUCUCCUUGUAAGCAGAACAAAAUAACCCACCUGUUUUUGCAGACCCUAUUCAGAGGAUUAAAAAAAUUGAUUGCCUUUCAAGUUUGAAAACUUAACAUUUAGAGUCAAUGAAGUUGCUAUUUUGAGUUUAGUAUUGAUAUUGUGAAAAUAAAAUUCAUAUUUCAUGUAUCUUAAUGUUCAUUCUUAUUUCACGAAUGAAUAAGGAAUUAUGCAUCGUAAACAAAGGAACCUAAGCAGGGUAUAAUAUGGGUGUAUUUUCUUUGCACACAUUUAGGUAUACUCACAAUACGGGCUUACUCAUGUUUUGCUUUCUAAUCUUUUUGUUGUACGGGAAUCCAGAUUUCUUAUUCUUACAACAUGAUUGUUUAUAUGUGAAGCACAUCUUUACUGUUGCUUUAUUUUUGUUGCUUUUAUUCAUGACAAGAAUUGUCAAUAUGAGAAUGUAUAUCUUUUUUGCAACCAACUUAAUAAAGAAGUUGAAAGAAACA
This is a messenger RNA of Carlito syrichta (Philippine tarsier), 2069 nucleotides long. It is a transcript of the gene SYPL1, whose product is annotated as synaptophysin like 1. Bases 1 to 762 code for a protein of 253 amino acids. The record is from RefSeq and is a predicted model, not a curated record. Gene Ontology annotation, cellular component: synaptic vesicle; synaptic vesicle membrane. The transcript has 5 exons. Lineage: Eukaryota; Metazoa; Chordata; Mammalia; Primates; Tarsiidae.